CAGUAAAUGGCUCCAUAUAAUUGGUCUGAAGUUGUAACACACUUGUGGUACUGAGUUUGGUACUCUGAGUUUGAGCUCCUCCAAUGUGCUGCAGAGCAAAGCGCGCUCACAGUUCAGUGCCACGCCACGGGGACGCGCACGGCUAUAAUAUCCUGAGACUGAAAGCAUCCUGACUUCAUUCAGCCAGAGACUGACUACAGGAGACUACAGGACAGUUGGAGACUUCUCCUCCUCGUAUGCAGGACAGAAGUGGUUCUUUCUAGAAGUUUCCAUUUCAAGAAUACACUCACAUGUUUGCAGAGUGGCAUGGUGCUGCAGGAUGUGUGACUUUGAAGGGAUUAUACUGAGGACAACAUGAUGGAUAUUGUUGGAUGUGUGCAUGUUUCUUAUUUUCUUUUGAUGCUAAAACGAAGAACUGUUGGACAUCUACUUGACCUCAGUUAGGACCUCCUGCAGCUCUGGCUUAAACCUGCUUUACAGUCACUCUGAUAUUAUUCUGCUGCAGUGACUUUUGCACUGAAUGCAUCUGGUCUCUAUUCUUUAACCGCAUUUCAUCCGGGAGUUUAAACAUCACUUGAAGGUUUGGACGCGCCUCUCUCGUCGUUUCAUUGAGCUCUUGCUGGUGGUGGCCAGUUCUCCCGAGGGAUGUUUCUGGUCUCCCAGGACCAGGGAGCGACAGCCCGGCUCCUGCAGCUGACCUCCGCCUCGUCCUGGUGCCUCUGCAGCGGACCUGAGAGGAGAUGAGAGCCGCGGUGUUCCUCCUCCUCGCCGGCUGCCUCUGCCUGUUGCGCACCGCUGCUGAGGAGUCUCCUCUCCCCCGGGAGCUGCUGGAGCGGCUCUCCCGCAGCGAGAUCCGCAGCAUCAGCGACCUCCAGCGGCUGCUAGAGAUAGACUCCGUAGAGAACGAGGUGAUAGAGGAGACCAAACACAGCUACCACAAGGACUUCUCUCACAGUUUCCCCGACCUGAAGAGAGACCACACACACACCAGACGCAGGAGGAGCACCGUGGUGGAGGAGGCCUUGCCGGCGGUGUGCAAGGUGCGGACAACGAUCUAUGAGAUCCCCAGGAGCCAGGUGGAUCCCACCUCGGCCAACUUCAUCAUCUGGCCGCCCUGCGUCGAGGUGAAACGCUGCACUGGCUGCUGCAACACCAGCAACAUGAGAUGCCAGGCGGCCCGCAAGCACCACCGCACGGUCAAGGUUGCGAAGGUGGAGUACGUACGGCGGCGGCCCAAGCUGAGGGAGGUGCAGGUGAGGCUGGAGGAUCACCUGGAGUGCAUGUGCACCAACAAACGCCACAUCAGCCCAAACUCAGACACAGACAAUGGCAUCAGGUGAAGAGAGAUGAAGGACAGGAAGAGGAGGACGACCUGAACCAGAGGACGAGCACCUUCAUCGCCACCUGCCAUCAGUGACUGUGACAGGUUUGAUGGAGUAUAUAUUUAGACCAGUGACCUUUGGGAGGUUUAAUGGAGGAUAACUGACUCAUACAGGACUUUGAAACGUUUGAACAAACUGCCAGAACA
This is a messenger RNA of Sebastes umbrosus (honeycomb rockfish), 1528 nucleotides long. Its product is annotated as platelet-derived growth factor subunit A-like. The record is from RefSeq and is a predicted model, not a curated record. Gene Ontology annotation, biological process: positive regulation of cell population proliferation; positive regulation of protein autophosphorylation; positive regulation of phosphatidylinositol 3-kinase/protein kinase B signal transduction. The transcript is spliced from 6 exons. Lineage: Eukaryota; Metazoa; Chordata; Actinopteri; Perciformes; Sebastidae. Gene Ontology annotation, molecular function: platelet-derived growth factor receptor binding; growth factor activity. Gene Ontology annotation, cellular component: membrane. Bases 741 to 1340 code for a protein of 199 amino acids.